GCAGAUGGAGAAGCGGCUUCUUUGUUUGCGGAAGGUGUUCAGGCCCUUUUUACACAGUUAGCUGACCCUAAUGAUAGCAAAGGGGGAGGAAGAUUCCUCGCUGUCAGUGAGAGGGGGAUGUAACAUUCCUGAAUAAGAGGAAGAAAAAAAAAUACAGCGUGUGGGGCGAGAAAGAGAGGGCAGGAACUGGGUUGGGAAGAAGGAGAAGUGUUGGGAGAGAGGCUUAGUGAAUGCAAAGUGUCUGAGCAGGUGUGAGAGAGCCUGGAACCUGAGGAGAAGGAAUAAGAGAGCGAAGGAGACAAGUUCCUACAACGGCCCGACACAGUGAAAUAACACACUCGGCCAGCUCAGGCGCUGAGUUAUCUGGGAACGUCUGGUGAAAGUAGAAAAAAAAAUGUGGUAGCUUAGAGGGGAAGGUGCAGAAAAUGGAGGCGGGGAAGAGGGAAAGGCAGGGACAGGUAGAGUGCUGAGGUAAUGGCAGGGUGGGGCAUGGAAGUGGAGACAGGCUAAGCGUGUAGGAGAGAGAAGCCAGUGACAGACAGGGAACAAGGGAGACACUCUUUACAAAGAGACUGUGUGAUAGGGCAUUGCAGGCCUAGGGCAAGACCUUUACCAACACCGACAAGGAAGGGUCAUUUGCCUUAUCUGCAAUAAGCGAAGGAAGGACACCCAACAGCAUAGGAAACAAACUUCAAGAAGACCAACUACACACACAUUGUGGGAAGGAGAGAUUAAGCCAUAUAGUGAUUGAGUGGUGACCCAGGCUGGUGAGGGAGACAGAGAGUGUGUCUACAGACAGUGUGUGGGAGAGAGUGCUUGCACCAUCACAGCUCCACCAUGCAGGACAGUCACUUCCUUAUGUCGGCCUUGCAGCCGAACAUGAACACGACAUCGCUGGCGUUGCCCACCGACUCGCAAUUGGACCGAAGGGUGCGUGAAGAGAGCCAAGAACUUCGCAAUGCCCGGGUACAGGAGCAGGUCCGGGCACGGAUGAUGCAAAAGGGACAGACUUCAUCCCGGGCCAACUCCAGCUUCUCCAGCUAUGGAGACAGCUUUUCCUCUCGAGCUCAGUACAGCACGAUGCCGACCUCUUACAGCUCCCGCUCUCAGAUCCUGGGCUCCGAGCAAAGAAUAUCUACAGCCCGCCCAUCAGGGUUUGCCACUGGAACUGUUAGGUCAGGAGGCUAUUCUUCUCGUUCUGCAGUGGAUGUGGGAGCAAGUCAAAGAAUAAGUGUGCCUCCCCAGCAACGUGGUUACUCGACCUCCCGUCCUUCUUCUUACCACGAACGGGUUUACCCAAGCCGACGGGAGUGCGAUACUAUGUCCCUGAGGUCCCUUCGUAUUGGUGAUGGAGAUGAUCGCUAUGACCAGGGGCAAUCUGCUCAAGCAUCAUUCUAUACACGCCAGAUGUCCACUGCCAGUGCUGGACCAACACUUCAGAGGUCUCUUUCAGGCAACCUUGGCCAGGAUGGUGGUUCAACUUGGGUUGAAAGGGCUGAGGUAGCACAGACUCGGACAAUAAGAGCGCCAGCCAUGCGCACUCUGCAACGUUUCCAGAGCACAAACAGGGCACGCAUGGCAUCCUCUUCCUAUGGCACUUUGAAUGCGGUGUCACCACAGCAGGUGCAGCAACAGUCAGCAGGCGGUGUUGGUGCCACUUACAUCACAAACAUGAUUGAGCACAGUUCACGAGCUCCAUCUGUGAGGAGCCUGGCCGAGUCUGGCCAUCAUAUACAAGAAAUGAGAGGCAUGGAUGUGUUUGAUGGCAACAAGAGUUUGAUGAGCCAGCAUUCCUUUACUAGUGGAUUUGAUGAUAUGGAUAUGCCAUCGGCAGUGAAAUAUUUGAUGGCCAGCGACCCUAAUCUGCAGGUCCUAGGAGCAGCUUAUAUACAGCAUCGGUGCUACAAUGACCCAGAGGCAAAAAAACAGGCUCGUAGCUUGCAGGCAAUCCCCAAACUGGUAAAGAUGUUUAACAAGCCAAACCAAGAUGUACAGAGACAUGCCACAGGUGCUAUGCGCAACCUUAUCUACGACAGUGCAGAGAACAAAAUGGCGCUGGUGGAAGAAAAUGGUGUUUAUGAGCUGCUGCAGGCACUCAAAGAGCCAGACGAUGAACUCAAAAAGAAUGUAACAGGCAUUUUAUGGAACCUGUCCUCAAGUGAUAAUUUGAAAAACAGAUUGGCGCGGGACACGUUGGGUCCACUCACAGAUCGUGUGCUGUCUCCACUAUCUGGAUCUGCAGGCUCUGCCCUCAUCCAACAGAAUGCUUCCGAAGCUGAAAUAUUUUACAAUGCCACCGGUUUCCUUAGGAACCUGAGCUCAGCCAAUGAGGAUACACGCCAAAAAAUGCGAGAGUGUCCUGGGCUUCUGGAUGCUCUGGUUUGCUACACUAACAAUGCUCUGCAGGCUGGGAAAUCUGAAGACAAGAGUGUGGAGAAUGCUGUGUGUGUGAUGAGAAACCUCUCAUACCGUUUGUACGAUGAAAUGCCUCCGUCCUGCCUGCAAAGGCUAGAAGGCACCCAGAGGGGGCGCACCACAGCAGGGGAUGCAAUAGGAUGCUUCACCCCGCAGAGCCGAAAACUCAAAGAGCAGCAGCAGGGCACAGACCUUGCCACCUUUGCAGAAAUCUCCCGCGAUCCGAAAGGCAUGGAGUUGCUGUGGCAUCCACAAACCGUUGGUCUAUAUAACAAGUUGCUGCAACAAUGUGAACUGAACCGGCACACUACAGAGGCAGCUGCCGGAGCACUUCAGAACAUCACUGCGGGAGACCGUAGGUGGGCAGCAGUUUUGAGCCAGGUGGCUCUAGAACAGGAGCGAAUUUUGAAUCCAGUUCUCGAUCGUUUACGGACUGCAGACCACAGCCAACUGCGCUCUCUUACAGGGCUCAUCCGCAACCUGUCUAGACAUGCCAGGAACAAGGAUGAGAUGUCUACCAAGCUGGUGAGCCAUCUGCUAGAGAAGCUUCCAGGUGAUGCUGGAGACAAGAGCCCCCCCACAGAGGUUAUCAUUAAUAUCAUAGCCGUGUUGAACAACUUGACCGUGGCUGGCCCUCUGGCAGCGCGAGAUAUAGUGUACUUCAAUGGACUCAACAAGCUAAUGUACAUCAAGAGAAAGCGGGACAGCCCGGAUAGUGAGAAAGCGUCACGAGCGGCCUCCAGCCUCCUCACCAACAUGUGGCAAUACAGCAAGCUGCACCGUGACUACAAGGCUAAGGGCUACCGGAAGGAGGAUUUCCUCAGCCCAUGAUGUGGGCUCUGCCAGCUGCAGGUGGCGUGACUAAUUAUCUCAUCCUCAUAGAAGACAAGAUAACGGGUUUAGACUAAGACCCCUGCUUCCCUAACCCUUACCAAUCCCCCCCUAUACAAGCAAUGCUAUGGCACACAUGGAACAAAAUCUAACAGAGGUGUUUGUAGGUAGUUGGCUAAACACAUUUUUGUAAAUUAAGAUGCACGUGUUUCUAUUGGGGGUCUAGUAUACAUAUGCAUUAACUUUUUAUUUUUAUUGCAUAUUUUCUGUGUGUACUACAUACACAUGCGCACACACACACACACACUCGUACAUGCUGUACAUAUGUUGUCUGGAAGUGUUUUGAGAUUAAAAGGUUCCAGCUCAUUAGCCCCCUCUGCUGGACAGACGUUAGUUAAGUUAUUUGGUGCCAGUAGCCAAGGCAUCAGAGUCCAGUUUCACUGGAUUUAAUUUUAAAGUGUGUUUGUAGGGGGAGUAAUUGUGUUUCCAUUUUAUAUUGUAAUUUACUAUUCGCCUUUUCCCUUUGAAUAAAGAAGACCCUCCCUGGGCGUUCAGUCUUAAACACCAACAAAUCACUUUGAAUAAUAUGGGAUAAUCCCCUUUUAGUUUUUUGAACCAAAACAUGUUUUUCUUUAGGAAUGAUCUCAUUGGGGAUUUAAUGUGUUCAUUCACCUGACUGCAAAAAAUAAUGUGUGUGAUUCUGGUGUACGGCAGGGGCUCACUUUAAUAAUAAAAAGUUUAAUUCUGUC
Messenger RNA from Spea bombifrons (plains spadefoot toad), 3995 nucleotides. It is a transcript of the gene PKP3, whose product is annotated as plakophilin 3. Gene Ontology annotation, molecular function: cadherin binding. Bases 838 to 3246 code for a protein of 802 amino acids. Lineage: Eukaryota; Metazoa; Chordata; Amphibia; Anura; Pelobatidae. The record is from RefSeq and is a predicted model, not a curated record. Gene Ontology annotation, cellular component: adherens junction; nucleus; cytoplasm. Gene Ontology annotation, biological process: cell-cell junction assembly; cell-cell adhesion. The transcript has 13 exons.